Vicia faba (fava bean) is the source of this 468-nucleotide messenger RNA. The record is from the annotation of a GenBank genome assembly. Lineage: Eukaryota; Viridiplantae; Streptophyta; Magnoliopsida; Fabales; Fabaceae.
AUGCCUAAGGACUCUAUCAUUACUGUCUCUGGACAACCGAGUUCAAGUUCACAACUUUCACCGCAGAGCUCUGAAAAAACACAACUCAGUCUUGCUCAAAAGUUGCUCUCAAGUGUUGUUAUUUUUCCUCUCGGUGAAAUUGUCAAACUUCGUGAUGUUGGAAUUAAUGAUCCAUUGGAAUUCCCAUUGGCACUUGAUCAACUGCUGAACUUGGAAAUGGCAUUUAAUGUCAAGUGGCAGCCGCGUUGGAAAAAUUGUUCUGUUGUGAUUCUCUUUAGGGACGAGCCUUUUAUCAAGCAGCUUAAGGCUCCAUGGGACAUAGUCGAGGAUCUCGAGAUCAUUUCUAAGCAUAACCUGAAUCCAAUAACACCUACUGGUAAGAGACACUUUCCAGGUGUUCAAGUGAAUCAACAACCUCAGAAGGCUUAUGUGAUGGAGAGAUCUCUUCUGACAAGCUUAAGAAGAUAA